CCCGAAAAAAUGGGCGUUGUGGUUCAGGUUCCCUAAUGGGCUCGAUGACAGAGGCGGAGAACGGGGCGGCGGCGGCAGCGCCGGCGGCCAACGGCGGCGCUGCUCCUCCCGCGUCCGAAGGUGAAAAGAACCCACCGAAGAGGGGGAGGCUGGCGAUGUCCGGGGGGACGCCGCUCGAAGUGGGGACGCGGGUGAUGUGCCGGUGGCGGGAUCAGAAGCCUCACCCCGUCAAGGUCAUCGAGCGUCGGAAGAUCCCGUUUGGAGGUCCCAAUGACUACGAGUACUAUGUUCACUACACCGAGUUUAAUAGGAGACUUGAUGAAUGGGUUAAACUUGAGCAACUUGAUCUUGAUACUGCAGAGGCUGAUGUCGAUGAGAAGGUGGAAGACAAGGUAACAAGUUUGAAAAUGACUCGACAUCAGAAAAGAAAGAUUGAUGAAACACAUGUUGAGCAUGGUCACGAGGAGCUUGAUGCUGCUAGUUUACGAGAACACGAGGAGUUCACAAAAGUGAAAAACAUUGCAAAAAUAGAACUUGGAAGAUAUGAGAUUGAUACAUGGUACUUUUCUCCUUUUCCACCAGAGUAUAGUGACUCUCCAAAACUGUAUUUUUGUGAGUUCUGCCUCAAUUUUAUGAAACGCAAAGAGCAGCUUCAAAGGCAUAUGAGAAAAUGUGACCUUAAGCACCCUCCUGGUGAUGAGAUAUACAGAAGUGGCACCCUUUCUAUGUUUGAGGUUGAUGGCAAGAAGAACAAGGUUUAUGGGCAGAAUCUUUGCUAUUUGGCUAAAUUGUUUCUUGAUCACAAGACCCUUUACUAUGAUGUUGAUCUAUUUCUAUUUUAUAUUCUUUGUGAAUGUGAUGAUCGAGGAUGCCACAUGGUUGGUUAUUUCUCAAAGGAAAAACAUUCAGAGGAGGCUUACAAUUUAGCAUGCAUUCUCACUCUUCCUCCUUAUCAGAGGAAAGGAUAUGGGAAAUUUCUAAUUGCUUUCUCCUAUGAACUUUCAAAAAAGGAGGGUAAAGUUGGAACCCCAGAGAGACCGUUGUCCGAUCUUGGCCUAUUAAGUUAUAGAGGGUACUGGACUAGAGUUCUUCUGGACAUAUUAAAAAAGCACAAGGGCAACAUCUCCAUCAAGGAACUCAGUGACAUGACUGCCAUAAAACCUGAUGACAUUCUAAGCACUUUGCAAACACUCGACUUGAUACAAUACAGGAAGGGCCAGCAUGUCAUCUGCGCCGACCCGAAGGUCUUGGAUCGUCACCUCAAGGCUGCUGGACGAGGAGGUUUGGAGGUGGAUGCUACUAAAUUGAUCUGGACUCCUUACAAAGAACAAGGUUAGUGUUAUUGUAUGUAAGUAAACAUCAGGAGUUGUAGAUUCUGUUAGCACCAAAGAUUGAUUAUGGUGUGUGUAUUAUCUCUCAGAACUUAACCUGUUGUCUUUUCUCCACUAAAAUUUAGCAUUUUUAGUAAAAAAAAAUUAGGAAAAAAUAUUUUGUUCUCGAAGGUUGAUUUAUUUUUGAAA
Zingiber officinale is the source of this 1520-nucleotide messenger RNA. RefSeq names its product putative MYST-like histone acetyltransferase 1. The transcript is spliced from 9 exons. The record is from RefSeq and is a predicted model, not a curated record. Gene Ontology annotation, biological process: regulation of DNA-templated transcription. The coding region runs from base 36 to 1337 and encodes 433 amino acids. Lineage: Eukaryota; Viridiplantae; Streptophyta; Magnoliopsida; Zingiberales; Zingiberaceae. Gene Ontology annotation, molecular function: histone acetyltransferase activity.